AUGAAGAGCGAUGAAGAGUGGCCAACUAGUGAAGUGAUUACUAACGAAGAAGAAAUUAUGAAAGAAAAGCGAAAGAACAUUAUUUCGACUUUGGCCAAUAUCACCGCUGAAAAAUGGUAUCUGAUUUACUUUUCAAGUUACUUUAAAAUUGUGAGAAUGAUUUCUUGGAUUCUAAGAUUCAUAAAUAAUUGUAGACAUGGAGGAAGAAAUUAUGGCAAAACCCUGAGUGUUGAAGAAUUGAACAUUGCUGAGAAGAAAUUAGUGAAGAUCGUUCAACAAGAAGCAUUCUCUAGUGAAGAACAGUUGAAGGGACAUUUUACUUUCAGAGAUGAAGAAGGGAUUAUAAGAUUGAAAACGAAGAUUUUGAGAAGACAUGAUGAUGAAAACUUCCGGUGCCCCAUUGUACUUCCAUCCAAACAUGAAUUAGUAGAAAGAAUGAUACAAGACUACCAUUUACAACUUUUACAUGCUGGUACUCAAGUUCUUUUGACCAAUAUUCGUCAAAAAUUUUGGAUAAUAAAAGGAAGAAAAACAGUACAAGGAGUCAUAUCGAAGUGCGUUCGGUGCAAGAGACACUCGGCGAAAGCUCUUGAUACAGUGCCUUGUCCUCUCCCAGAAGAUCGAGUCAGAGAUGCUUAUGCAUUUGAGGUGACAGAAUUAAUUGAAAGCUUAUCAACUAAUGGAUUUUUUCUCGGAUUUAGAAGAUUCAUAGCACGAAAAGGACGGCCUAUAGUAGUAUACAGCGAUAAUGGCACAAAUUUUGUAGGGGCAAGGAAUUUACUGUCCGAUCUGUUGACUGGAACCAAAUUAUCAGAAGUUCUUCGACAAAUGAAAAUUCAAGUGGAAGUUAAAUCCACCAACCUGCAGCAUGGUGGGGCGGCUGGUGGAGAGACUGGUUCAGAUGAUCAAGAAAUUAUUGAGAAGAGUCCUGGGAAAAGCAUUACUUUCAUAUGA
Messenger RNA from Stegodyphus dumicola, 954 nucleotides. RefSeq lists its product as uncharacterized. The record is from RefSeq and is a predicted model, not a curated record. Lineage: Eukaryota; Metazoa; Arthropoda; Arachnida; Araneae; Eresidae.